AAAGAUUUAACCUAAAUUGCACAAAACAGAAAAACCCUCAAAACACAAAACCCAAAACCUCGUACUGGCGGCAGUAGUACCACAUUUCCGCCGUCUCUUUUGCUUUCUCAGGGAAAUCCAUCGGUAAACAAUGUGGGCCGCCAUUAAAGUUCCAUCGAAUAUCCAUGGAGGAAUAAUUCAUUACAACUGUAGCAGCAAAAAUGGUAAUAGCAGAGGGCGAAAAUCUUUGGUGAAAAUGUGUUCUACUUCUGACCAACAUGUUCAGCUCAUUCAGAAAACGCCUUCAAUCGAUGCACUUCCUAUAAUGGUGAAUGGUUGUACUGGAAAAAUGGGCAGGGCAGUGCUUGAAGCAUCAAUCUCUGCGGGACUUCAACCUGUUUCUGUAUGUUUUAGUGGUCCGGAAGAUGCAGGAAAAAUUGUGGAGGUGAGUGGAAAAGAGAUAACUGUGCAUGGUCCUUCGGACAGAGAAAACAUCUUGUCCUCUGUCUUUGAGGAACACCCGAAUUUAAUUGUAGUGGACUACACAGUGCCUGCCGCUGUGAAUGAUAAUGCUGAAUUAUACAGCAAAGUUGGAGUGCCUUUUGUGAUGGGAACCACUGGUGGAGAUAGGGAGAAGCUUUACAAAACAGUGGCAGACUCAAAAGUUUAUGCUGUGAUCUCACCACAAAUGGGAAAGCAGGUGGUAGCUUUUCUCGCAGCCAUGGAAAUCAUGGCCGAACAAUUCCCUGGAGCUUUCUCCGGGUACACUCUACAGGUGAUGGAGUCCCAUCAAGCAAGUAAAUUGGACACCUCUGGAACUGCAAAGGCUGUUAUCUCUUGCUUUCAGAAAUUAGGCGUUUCUUUUGAUUUGGAUGAGGUACAACUAAUACGAGAUCCCAAGCAACAAGUUGAGAUGGUUGGUGUCCCAGAAGAACACUUGUUAGGCCAUGCUUUCCACAUGUACCAUCUGACCUCACCAGACGGAACGGUUUCUUUUGAAUUUCAACACAAUGUUUGUGGUAGAUCAAUCUAUGCGGAGGGAACUGUUGAUGCCAUACUUUUCCUUGCUAAGAAGGUGAAAUUGAAAGAAGAGAAGCGAAUAUACGACAUGAUCGAUGUGCUGCGGGAGGGAAACAUGCGAUAACAGCUGAGUAACAUAUGCUGGAGUAGGAUGUAUAACAUUUAGACCUAGGAAUGCAGAGAAACAAAUGUUGGGUUCAAUUUUCUUGGAUUUGUCCCUCCAGUGGUUCUUGAUGCUUUCGGAUUUGUUGUUGCAUGAUUCUUAAGAUGCAGCUACCAAAAUAAUAUAAAAAUUCUAUUAUGACUAGUCGGUUUAUCUUCAUCCUCCAUACAAGUAUCAUGUGUGCUUCUCUUGAGGAGCUUGUUGUAUGCCUUUUUUUCCUUCUACCCUUUGUACUACCAUAAGAGAAGGAAUGUGAUAGGAAGGAGGUUCCCAAUGUUUCUGAGAAUUACAAUAUUCACCAUGUAUUGAGUUUUGGCUAUUUUACUAUUGAGAUUAUUAGUACAUGAUUUACAUUCAUUAGGUUUGAUUUGA
Molecule: messenger RNA, 1534 nt
Organism: Nicotiana attenuata
Lineage: Eukaryota; Viridiplantae; Streptophyta; Magnoliopsida; Solanales; Solanaceae
Product: 4-hydroxy-tetrahydrodipicolinate reductase 1, chloroplastic-like
Exons: 9
Coding region: 131-1123 (330 amino acids)
Cellular component (GO): chloroplast stroma
Molecular function (GO): NADPH binding; 4-hydroxy-tetrahydrodipicolinate reductase activity
Source: RefSeq, a predicted model, not a curated record